CCCCACUAACCUUUCCCCAUUUUAAAAUCCCCCAAUCCCCCCUCUUUAAACCGCCAAAUCCCCCAAAAUCUCACAAUGUCCGAACCCUAACCCUAAUUCAUCCUCCGGCGAUGAGAAAACCCCACCAGCACCGCCUCCUCGCCACCGAUCUAAUAGCCCUCCUCCUCCUCCUAACCCCUCUCCUAAUACUAACCCUAACCCUAAUCCCGACCUCCAAACCCCCUCAAUCCCCAACCCUCAAACCCCCAAAACCCCCUAAACUCGCUUACCUGAUCUCAGGAUCGAGCGGCGAUGGGAGUCGGGUCAAGAGGGUUCUUCGAGCGGUGUACCAUCCGCUGAAUCUGUACCUGGUGCGUUUGGAUCCCGGGGGCGGGGACGAGGAGAGGGCGGAUCUGAAGAGGUUCGUGAGAUCCGAGAGGGUUUUUGCGGAGUUUGGGAAUGUUAGGGUUCUGGAGGAUGCGGAUCACGUGACGAGCAAGGGGCCGACGGUGGUCGCGAUGGUGCUGCAUGCGGUGGCGGUCUUGUUGAAGGAGGGGAAGGAGUGGAGCUGGUUCGUCAAUUUGAGUGCUGAGGAUUAUCCUCUAAUGCCUCAAGAUGAUCUACUUCAUGUUUUUUCUUACCUGCCAAGAGAUCUCAACUUUAUUGAACACACAAGUGAUAUGGGCUGGAAAGAGAAUGAAAGGGCAAGACCAAUGAUUGUAGAUCCAGGUCUCUAUGGCUCGAAUAAAAAAGAUAUCUUUUGGGUUAAAGAUAAAAGAUCUAUGCCUUCUUCAUUUAAACUAUUUGUAGGCUCGUCUUCCAUGAUUCUCGCCCGACCUUUUCUCGAAUUCUGCAUUUGGGGAUGGGAUAAUCUUCCUCGAACCUUACUCAUGUACUACACAAACUACUUAUUAUCUUCCGAAGGCUACUUCCAUACCGUCAUCUGCAACUCCCAAGAAUUUCAGAACACCACCAUUAACCAUGACCUUCACUUUGUUAUGUGGGACAAUCAUCAUCAACCUCUCAACUUAACACCAGAGCAUUUUGAUCUCAUGAUCAAUAGCGGAGCUCCAUUUGGUCGUGGGUUUACUUCUGAUGACCUAAUACUUGACAGAAUCGACAGUAAGAUAUUGAGGAGACCAAGUGGGGGUUUUACACCGGGAGGGUGGUGCUUGGGGAGCUCUUUGCUGGGUAAGGAUCCUUGUGGUGUUAAUGGGAAACCAAGUGUUUUGAGACCGACAUUGAGUUCGAAGAGGCUUGAGAAGUUGCUGGUGAAACUCCUAGAUGCUGAGAAUUUCAGGCCUAAACAGUGUAUAUAGUUCAAAAACUGUAAUUUUGUAAAGGCUGCAUGUUUUUCAAGUUUGCGGGCAGUUUUGGAGGGUCAUGUUGAUAUGUUGGUGGAAAUAUUGAUUUGGAAAUGGAAGAAAUUUUUCUCACA
Asparagus officinalis (garden asparagus) is the source of this 1417-nucleotide messenger RNA. RefSeq names its product beta-glucuronosyltransferase GlcAT14B. Gene Ontology annotation, cellular component: membrane. Bases 111 to 1298 code for a protein of 395 amino acids. Gene Ontology annotation, molecular function: glucuronosyltransferase activity. The record is from RefSeq and is a predicted model, not a curated record. Lineage: Eukaryota; Viridiplantae; Streptophyta; Magnoliopsida; Asparagales; Asparagaceae. The transcript has 4 exons.